AUGGAUUCAAAGCUGCCCUCUCAGGAGGACCCGCCAUUCGGCGUCAAUAAACAUGAAUCACAAUGCGAAUUAACUGAUUCCCUGAGUCGCCUGACUUUGGCGACAGCGACCACCACCCCGUUGCCUCCGUCGCCACGGUCAAAUACUCCCUCUCAUCUUCCCAUUCGACUAGCUCCGGUGCUUCCCCAACCUGCUCCGUCGACCGCUGUACAAGAUCAGAUACCACCAGUGCCUGCACUUCCCCCAAUUCCUCCAAUCCCCGCUACCCCUCCUGCGCAUGCUAUUGCUGGUCCACGAUCGAGUUUCGGUGCGCGCCGCAAGUCACUCCCCGCGUUGCAGAAACGUAAAUCAGCUGGGUCUCUUCGCUCCGUCUCCGGACCGCAUAAGCCUGCUUCGCCAGUUCCGGAUCCUUCGCGCCGCACCUCACCCAGCUCCGUGUCUCCGUCGAGUCUAGUUUCGCCCAGCAUGUCUACUGCGCGUCUUGCAUUCGGCCCGACCCCCGAGCCACCUGCCCCAACUCCGACGUCUGUGGCGGCCGAGCACUUCGCUCAGGAGCUCGCCUUGCACCAAUUGAAUGAUCUCCCCACCAAGACGGCGGUGGUUAUGCACGAGGCCUGCUAUGGACAUCGCUUUGAGCGCCUUGACGCGAAGCAGUCCCAUUUAGACAGUAUAGUCGAACGGCCUGAGCGCAUUCGCGCCUGCACUGCCGGUAUCUCUAUGGCAUACGUUCGUCUCGGUCUUCGAUACGCCAAUGAGCAAUUUGCGCCAAACCCCCAUCGUCCCCUGGAUGACCAAAAUGUGCCUUUCCGCAUUCUUCAAACGGCCCGCAGGGUCCACCUGUCUGACACUGCAGUGACAAAUGUCCACGGAACCCAAUGGAUGUCUGAGUUGAAAUGGAUGACCGAACGCGCCGAGGAGCGCAUUCUUCUCGGGACCAGCGAAAACGCACGCCAGCGAACUACCGGAGACGACGGUCUGGCCAUGAGCGGCCCUGCUUUGUCUGAGAACGACCUUUACCUCUGUCGCGAGUCUCUCGACGCCUUCGAAGGAGCAUUGGGAGGUGUCUGCGAUGGAGUGGAUGCCGUAUUUAACCCUACUUCGGUUGAACGUGUCUUCGUCUGUAUUCGACCUCCUGGUCACCACUGUUCGACCAAUUUCCCCUCCGGUUUCUGUUGGAUCAACAACGUUCAUGUCGGAGUCUCCCACGCGGUCACCACCCACGGUCUGACGCAUGCUGUCAUCCUGGACUUUGAUCUUCACCACGGUGAUGGAUCGCAGGAUAUAACCUUUGAACAUAACUCGAAGAUUCUCAACAAGGACCAACAGGCCUUCUACAAGGAGUGGGAGAAGAGAAACAAGAAAAAGUCUUCAGAGCUGGCUGAAUUUGAGAAACUCACUCCCUACGACAAAACCCCCAUCGGUUACUACAGCGUUCACGACAUCAACUCCUUCCCCUGCGAAGGAGGUGACCGCGACAAAAUCCUCAACGCCAGUCUCUGCAUUGACAACGCUCACAACCAGUCCAUCUGGAAUGUCCACUUCGAAACCUGGGACAGACCGGAUGAGUUCUGGAACCUAUACCGCACAAAGUACCUUAUCCUGCUCAGCAAGGCUCGUUUAUUCCUCCGCCGCCACGCAAAACAACUCGCCGAGGACCACGCCAAGGACCCAGCGACAGGCCCACCACCCAAGGCCGCUAUCUUCAUCUCUGCUGGAUUCGACGCGAGCGAGUGGGAGGGACGUGGCAUGCAGCGCCACACCGUGAACGUCCCCACCGAAUUCUACGCCAAGUUCACGGCAGACGUGGUGCGCAUGGCUCAGGAAGAAGACCUCGGCGUGGACGGACGAGUGAUCAGCGUCCUGGAAGGCGGAUACAGCGACCGAGCCCUGUCCUCUGGAGUCCUCAGUCAUCUCUCAGGCUUGGGCGAAGGAACCGGUCCAGCAUUUGACCAACGCCGCCGCCAAACCCCCGCUCCCCCAACAAGCCCUGCUCAUGCCUACACCUACAAUUCCGACUGGUGGGCACCGAGUAACCUCGCAGAGCUAGAAAUAGCAAUGGCACCAAAGAAGGGCCGCACCAAGGCGCCCACAACAUACCUUGCGCCAACCGAAUCCUUCUCCGCAAAGGUCGUCGGAACAGGACAGAACCGCAAGUCAUCCGGAGACGCCGAAACCGACCUCCUAAUCCCCCCAGUCCCAGAAGUGAGCUGGAUCACUGCCACUUCCGAGCUGUGCAAGCAACUCAUUCCUGCCCGGCGAACCACCAGCUGCCGCCCCGCCGAUCUCACCGGUGAAGCUACGCGCCGCCGCCACCAAUACUGCGGCACCCCCUACCCAACCGACCCCGCGGAGGGACGCAAGCUACGCACCCGAAAGCCAAAGUCGGAGACCGCGGCCCCGGCGACCCCUCGCCCUGCUACACCCCGUCGGGUUCGAAAGACUCCGAAAACUACCACUGCCGCCACCACUACCGGCACCGCGGCCGAGCUGUCCCCCUCGGUGGGCGCGACCCGUCGCAAGGCGGGUCGUCCCGCCACCCCUCGCCGGGGAACCUCUCGCUCGGAGUCCCCGGUACCCCCGACUCCGGGGUUGGAGAAGGGGGUACCGCAGCGGCUGAUCCUCCUGCAGCCCAAACCAGAGGGCCAGGCCCAACGGCCCUCUGGGGGGUCCAAGUCGCCGCGGUCGGGGAAGAAGAAGGGGAAGUCGGUGGGGGAUCCCCCGUGUUGA
Messenger RNA from Penicillium brevicompactum, 2727 nucleotides. RefSeq names its product histone deacetylase hosB. NCBI's taxonomy places the organism in Eukaryota, Fungi, Ascomycota, Eurotiomycetes, Eurotiales, Aspergillaceae. Gene Ontology annotation, cellular component: nucleus. Gene Ontology annotation, molecular function: histone deacetylase activity. The record is from RefSeq and is a predicted model, not a curated record. The transcript has a single exon. The coding region runs from base 1 to 2727 and encodes 908 amino acids.